ACUUAUCUCUGCGUCCCUUAUCCUGACCAAACCAAUUCCCCAUCCAAGCCAUAGGCUCCUUCACCCUCUCUUCUUCCACCAUUUUUGUCUUUUCCCUUUCUCUAUGCUGCCAGCUGCUUCCCUCACCCUCAUCCUCAUCCCCCAUUCCUUCCUUUAUUUCUUCCUAUUCUCUGCUUUUUAGCUUUUGGGCGGCUUCUUCACUGAUUCUUCCUUUCGGAACCCUCGACUGGACCCUUUUCACCCAUUCAAUCGAGGGUUCCCUUUCCUUAUCCGCCUCAGGUUUUCAACGGCUUCCCUUCUCCCCUCUUUGCCGCCCCCAAUGGCUUUGUGGUCUAUACUGCUCGACAUUCUCCAGAGGCCCAGCCCUUUUGCUGUCAUGGCGGAGCUCUCCAUGCUGUUCGCUCCUCUCUGGAUUGCGGUAUUUGUAGGCGUUCUCGUUGGAUGGUCAUGGAGGCCCAAGUGGGCAAUUUUGGCCAAUCAAUCCGAUACCGCUCCACAAUCGCCGGCUUCCUCGAGCUUCAAGCUUCAGCUGCCCAGCUGCAUCUCCUGGAUUUCCAGCGAUGAUUCCCGUCAACCCAACUCUUCUUCUACUUCUCCCCCACCUACUACCACCCUCGCUUCUGAUUCAAGCUCUUCGCAGCCGGGAAAGGGGAAAUCGGGUAGUAUUGUGUCAACGGAUGAUUUGCAGUACUUGGCCAAGCUUGUUGAAGUCAAAGAUGGCGGUCCUGCUUGGAUUCAGAUGAUGGACCGUUCUACGCAGACUAUGAGCUACCAAGCUUGGAGGAGAGAUCCUGAGAGUGGCCCUCCCCAAUACCGUAGCAGAACUGUUUAUGAGGAUGCUACUCCUGAAAUGUUGAGGGACUUCUUUUGGGAUGACGAAUUCAGAAAGAAGUGGGACGACAUGCUCAUACAUUCCGAGACUCUGGAGGAGUGCCCCACAACUGGAACCAUGAUGGUCCAGUGGGUUCGAAAGUUUCCUUUCUUCUGUAGCGACAGAGAGUAUAUCAUUGGUCGCCGGAUUUGGGAAUCGGGCAGAAAGUACUACUGUGUUACUAAGAUCAUCUAUAAGUCUGUGGCAGUGAUAUUGUUCUGUUUUGUCAUACAACUGCCAUCUUUUGGAGUUGAGUUUCACUCGCUUGACAAUAUAGUUAUCUUAACUAGCAUCCCUUUUGUACAUCCCCAGGGCGUCAGCAAUUCCGUUCCAAGGCGUAACAAGCCACGCCGUGUUGAUUUGUACUAUUCAAGCUGGUGCAUCCGUGCAGUGGAAUCAAAGAGAGAUGGACAGCUGACUGCAUGUGAGGUGCUACUGUUCCAUUACGAGGACAUGGGAAUUCCAUGGGAGAUUGCAAAGCUUGGAAUAAGACAAGGGAUGUGGGGAGCUGUGAAGAAGAUCGAGCCCGGUUUAAGAUUGUAUCAGAAAGAACGAGGUUCUGGGGCUCCACUCUCACGUCCCGGUUACAUGGCCCAGAUCAACUCCAAAGUGAGUCCAGACUACCUGAGAUUGUUGGAAAACAGCAGCAGCAGCACUUGUAGUACUUCAUCUGAAUCCGAGAUUGAAACCUCGGGAGAUUCUUCCGAAAAGGCGCAGGGAGGAGGGAGCAUACCUAAGGUUCUAGUAGUGGGUGGGGCUAUUGCUCUAGCAUGUACACUCGACAGAGGGCUACUGACAAAGGCAGUCAUAUUUGGAGUAGCUAGAAGAUUUGCUAAGAUGGGGAGGAGAUUAUGAUAUGGCGAAAAAUUCUUUCAUUUUGCUUCCCCAAAUAGUCGCGAGCUGUGGUGAAAAUGGAGGGGGAAAGGUGCAAUCUGGGAUGGAGACUUGGUCCUUGGAUUGCCCACCCUAUUUGAAGAGAGGAGGGGGGAAUAGAAGAAGCUUUUACUGCAAUUUUCCUUUUCGUUGGGGCCCUUAUUUAUUUCUGUUCUGCACCUGUUGCAGCUUCUGAGGAAGGAGUGGAUGAUGAAUUGAUGAUACAUAAUACACAGCAAAUAGCUGUAUACAAGUUGAUUGAAGGAAAGAAUGAAAUCUAAGCUGCAUGAACAAAAUAACACGAGAACUGGGCAUUAUCUGUGGUGGUCUAGUGACUAGUGAUAUGACUUGUUUAGCUGAUGAUCUCUGGUAAACUUUUCCUGGGGAAGCAGCCAUAAAUUCGCAACUAAGAUAGGUAAGUGAGAGUAAUGGAAGGUGGGUUGUCCACUUCAGAUGUCAGCCAGUAAGUGCAGUCCUUGUAUUUACGAUAGGGCAGCAGCAGCAGCUAAGCUAUGGAAGAUCGGGGGCAUUUGCCGGUGGUUGAAGAUGGAAAUUGGGAAUAUGUUUGGUGGGCCGCAAGAAACAUGAUGUCAAAGAAGUGGGUGGUGGUGGGGGGAAAAGGAGAUGCAUCAUCAGUCUGUGUGUUUAGUUACUUUGGGGAACCUAAUAUUAAUGUAGGCCAUUCACAGUUGUUUUUAACUUCUGUCUUUACUUUUUCCUUUCUGAGCUUUGGUGUGUUCAGGAUUUUGUUCUCUUCUCUUAUGCUCUUCCGGGAGAGAGUGUAGAGGGCAAGCAAUCUAGUGGGCUGAAUGGCUGAUACCUUGAGUGGCAAAUGAUCUUAGUUACUCUGAAGCGGUUUGCUAUGGAAAAAACGCAUUCAAUACUCCGUUCAACUCAUGAGCUAGCUCAUCUUCAACUUGUGAGUUUGUUCGACAAUGUGGCUAGCUAGUCAGCUCGACCAGCGGGCGACUUAUGAGCGAAUCGACCUAUAGCUUAUGAACGUUUUUUGUAAUCUCAGUGACCAACAAUGCAAUUAACCCGAACUUAUUAUAAAUGUUAGU
Linum tenue is the source of this 2805-nucleotide messenger RNA. The record is from the annotation of a GenBank genome assembly. Lineage: Eukaryota; Viridiplantae; Streptophyta; Magnoliopsida; Malpighiales; Linaceae.